AUGGGAGUAUCAAAACGCCGGCAGCAGCACGCGGCGCUCGUUGCGCAGCUUGUGGCUGUCAAGGAAAAGCAGCAGCUACUCCAUGAGGAAUCUCUCGCAUUUGCGAUGGACCCUAUAGCCCCCGAGAAGGCAGCCGCCCAGCGCUCCCUGCGUUCGUUGUGUCACUUGACCCCUGAAGUAACGGUACUAUGUGCACAGACUGGCGCGGUCGUCGAACGUGUUGCGAACGCGAAUGACGUUGCAGAGAAGAUGACGCGCGAUGUGCGACGUCUGGACGUGAUCCAGUCGCGCUUGAGCGUGGUAUUGGAGCAGUCGGCGCAGCUCCUGACGCUGCGCAACGCGUUAGCAGGCGUUCGACGUGCCAUGCAGCAGCAGAGGUACCCGGAAGCUGCUACUUUCUUACAGACACUUAAGAGCAUCGAGCAGCAAACGGUGCUGGACGUGGCUGAUAAAUUACGUGUUGACACUAUGGAGAGCGAUCUCAAAGGAGUUAUUGAAAACGCAUUUGACGAUGGGCUGCGGACUGGAGACAACCGCAAGGUGCAGACAUACGCGCCGCUGUUUAAAGUGGUGGGGAAAGACUACGAAGAACGUGGACUGGUGAUGCUGUUGGAGCACGUGCAAAAGUCACUGGACGAGUCCAUGAAGCGAGAUGGCGAUGUCUGUGUGGAUGGCUUUAGUACACAGGAAGUACUUACUCGCCUUGCCGAGGUGUUCAAUCGAGUGGCACAGGAAGUACAGCUGCAUGCGACGUUGCUGUCCCAGUGUUUUGAUCGAGUGCACGGUCCGAAUCGCUUUGUAGUGAAGCUGUACACUUUGAGCGAGCAAUCGGCUGUUGCGCUGUUAAACACAUUCAUGGCGCAGCGCAAAUUCCACGAACGCAUCACGAAUGGAGGGCAGCUAGGAUCACUGACUUCGGCUGUUCCUGACAGUCACGGAGUCCAAGCUGGACUAGGCGACAUUAAGGAUGAUGGUGUAGCCGUGAUGAACGAACAGCUGAAUGAAAUGGCACUAGUGAUCCAGCACACGCAAACUUAUGAGCGUUUUAUGCGCUCGCAGGUGGUUCUCGAAGUCAAAGGAGGGAAAACUCAUGGUGAAGCGGAUGUUGGACAGGAUGAGCUAAUGAGUGCAGCUGAUGCCGAAAACGUCCCCGUAUUGCCUUCAGUCCAAGAAAGUGAGCUAGGGAAAACAGUCCAGGAGCUAGCAGGAUUCUAUUGUUUCUUUGAGAACGCGCUACUGAACGAAGCUGCUCAGAAAGCUUUUCAAUGGGAAGAGCUUCGUUUCUCAUCCGGAGACGAUGGAUCUCGUGGUGCUGAAAGCGAUGAUGCACUAUCCUGCUUCCCGAUUUCAUCAUCCAUUGACGAAAUCUUUUACGUAGCACGUAACUCUGGGUUGCGCGCCUUGGCGACAGGCCACGUCGACAGCGCGGCUGGAGUUCUCAACAUGAUCAAUACGGUACUACGUGACGUUGUGGGAGAUACGAUGCGUAGCCGCAUCCGGCACAUGACGACGAACGCAAAGAUGGACGUAACCGAUGGAGACGCGGCUAGUUUGUUAGCUUCUUCUUCGGCGCAGUUGCGCGGUCAGAUGCAGCAGCAAUUUGCCAAACUUAGCAAGACCGUUGGGCCCGUCGGCGGUGCCCAUAAUGGCGGUGAGAUGACUGGUGAAACAUCAGAGCAGCGUAAGGAACACGCACCCCAUGUCGUACUCAACAGUUUGGAGGUAACUUCCGGAUACAUCGCACAAUUGAAGAGCGAGUUCCAACACGAGCUGCCUGAAGCCUUCCCCGAAGUACCGCAACACGUUAUGACUUGCCUGAAUGCACUCGAAGAUGCGUCAGCCGAACUUCGACAGCUACUCGUAGCGUCACGAAAGAAGCUUAUGAAGCUUCUGGAACCCAAGAUCGCUGCAUUCCUCAGCGGUUUGCUAUCGCCAUCUUUGUCGGCAUCUUCCGCAGCCUCGGCUUUGGCGGUAUCUGCUACAACUCUGUCUUCGGUACAAAGACGCCACGGCGUACAGUACGAGCUAACAGAAGCAAUGUUUACAGUCAACGAGGCAAAUGAUCCGUUUGCACAUAUGCUUGUGCGCGGGCUGCACUCGCUCCUUGCCAGCUUUCAAGGAAAUUUGUCGCGGAGCAAUUACCGUGCUCUUGUGCAGAUGAUGGCCCAAUACACUGCGACCCAGCUCGAAUCUUGGUUCGUCAGUCGAGUGACUCGCGUAAACCAGCUCGGUGCGUUGCAGUUUGAUAAAGAUGUGCGUGUCAUCAGUACGUUUUUUAGCGGUGAAGGUGGCGCCAGCGACGACGUACGUGAGGUGUUCGCCGCUUUGACUCAGUUCUCUGAGGUGCUGAACGUGGACAGUCCCCAGGACGUGCUGGAUGUGUAUGGGCGGCGAUGCCGCGGCGUGGCUUGGAAGCUACCGGCUGAUCAGGUGAAGGAGAUGCUAUCGCGUCGCGUGGAGUUUGCCGAUGCAGAUGUCAAUCGGCUGGUCCUGAUAUAA
Molecule: messenger RNA, 2499 nt
Organism: Peronospora matthiolae
Lineage: Eukaryota; Oomycota; Peronosporomycetes; Peronosporales; Peronosporaceae
Source: the annotation of a GenBank genome assembly